This is a messenger RNA of Monopterus albus (swamp eel), 1241 nucleotides long. RefSeq names its product NDUFA4 mitochondrial complex associated a (gene coxfa4a). NCBI's taxonomy places the organism in Eukaryota, Metazoa, Chordata, Actinopteri, Synbranchiformes, Synbranchidae. Bases 111 to 359 code for a protein of 82 amino acids. The transcript is spliced from 4 exons. The record is from RefSeq and is a predicted model, not a curated record. Gene Ontology annotation, cellular component: respiratory chain complex IV.
GUCUUUCGUCAGCCUUUCUUCCGCCCGCAGACUCAGUUGCGCACGGUUAGGUUUUGGUGGUACUCUUUACAAACAGUUAUCCUAAUAAGUCACACUUCUCAGACAUCAGCAUGUUCGCCGUGAUCCGUAGACAACUUAGAAAUCACCCAGCCCUUAUCCCCCUCUUCUUCUUCAUUGGUGGAGGAGUAACCAUGUCCAUGUUGUACCUCGCUCGUCUGGGUUUGAGAAACCCUGAUGUGUGCUGGGAUCGCAAGAACAACCCAGAGCCCUGGAACAAGCUGGGCCCAACUGAUCAGUACAAGUUUUUCGCAGUCAACAUGGACUACAGCAAGCUGAAGAAGGAUCGUCCUGAUUUCUAAAGAGCCCAUCUGCUGGACUUCAAGGCACAAAGAUGAGCUGACCCGCACAGCCCCAUUUCAAAUUACUCUGUGAACCUGAGGGAUGCUGAAGCUAAAUCCGCACAUUGAUUUCAUAUUUGUUUCCUCAUUGCUUCCCUUUGGCUUUUUGGAAUCUUGUUAUAUUUCUCAUUUCCAGUGGUUGCCAAUAAAGUAAAGGAGUCUUUUCUCCUCCAUACAGAGAAAAGAACCUGUUUGAUUUAUUGUGAUUAUAUUUGUAGGCACUUGGUCUUCCAUGUCCUUUAUCUAGGGUCAUGUUUUCAGUUGUGUAUCACACAUUUUUAUUUGCAUUAAGACCACACUCCCCUAUCUGUUUAGUUAUGUCAUGCUCUGUUGUUGCUGCAUGUGCUUUGCUUUCACUUCAUUUCACCUUUGUCUUGCCCCUGCCAGCUGAUGGUGAAUUCUGUGCCACACUAUUCUUGGGUAGUAUCCAGAGCCUUAUUGUUAACCUCACAGGCAGACUUUAAUCUGGUCACAUUUGAACAGUGGGCUGCCUUUCAUGGCAGCAGUCCAGACAGUGUCAUUAAAACCUCAUCAGUAUUUGUCCUGUUUAUGAGGCAUACAAGCUGCCCAGUGCUGUUGCUGUAUAGAAAGUUAUUUAAUUAUAGACUCCUGAAGCACAGUGAAACAACACGACUUGCUGCCUGCAAGGGUACCUGUUGGCUUAGAGCAGCGACAUGUUCAUGUGUUAUACUGAGAGGUGGAAACAGGACUCUGGUGGGACAUUCAGCGUUUCUCCUUAUAGAAUGCCAUCGCUCUCAGCCAGAUGAGUCUGUAAAUGUCAACAGGUCACGCUGUUCCAUCUGCAGCUUGAAGAAAAGCGACAAGGAUGAGCAGCCAGUGCAG